ACCAGUAGCAGAAGCUCUCCGCAAGUUUCAUCAGCCGGUCCCAAAUAACACCCCUGCUGCAUUGAGAACAAGAAGUUUGCAGCAGCAGGGCUAUAGCUUAAUUAGCUUUAUUUUUGUUUGUUGGGCAUGACUGCUCCUGCUCCUGCUCUCGACAUGGCCCGCAGGGACGCGGACCCGUUGGUCGUUGGCAGGGUUGUGGGCGACGUGCUUGACCCAUUCGUCCGGACCACGAACCUCAGGGUCAGGUACAAUACCAGGACCGUGUCCAACGGCUGCGAGCUCAAGCCGUCCAUGGUGGCGCACCAGCCCAGGGUCGAGAUCGGCGGACCCGACAUGAGGACGUUCUACACCCUUGUGAUGGUCGACCCGGAUGCUCCAACCCCAAGCGACCCUAACCUUAGGGAGUAUCUGCACUGGCUGGUCACUGAUAUUCCGGGAACUACUGGAGCUUUUUUUGGGCAAGAGGUGAUGUGCUACGAGCCCCCUCGGCCGACCAUGGGGAUCCACCGCUUCGUGCUGGUGCUCUUCCAGCAGCUGGGGCGGCGGACGGUGUACGCCCCCGGCUGGCGCCAGAACUUCAGCACCAGGGACUUCGCUGAGAUCUACCACCUCGGCCCGCCGGUCGCCGCCGUCUACUUCAACUGCCAGCGUGAGGCCGGCUCCGGCGGCAGGAGGAUGUACCCCUAAAUAUAAUAAUUA
This is a messenger RNA of Panicum virgatum (switchgrass), 699 nucleotides long. Its product is annotated as protein HEADING DATE 3A-like. The coding region runs from base 127 to 687 and encodes 186 amino acids. Gene Ontology annotation, biological process: inflorescence development; regulation of flower development; vegetative to reproductive phase transition of meristem. The transcript is spliced from 4 exons. The record is from RefSeq and is a predicted model, not a curated record. NCBI's taxonomy places the organism in Eukaryota, Viridiplantae, Streptophyta, Magnoliopsida, Poales, Poaceae.